This is a messenger RNA of Gastrolobium bilobum, 1458 nucleotides long. RefSeq names its product ammonium transporter 2 member 3-like. Gene Ontology annotation, molecular function: ammonium channel activity. The record is from RefSeq and is a predicted model, not a curated record. The transcript is spliced from 3 exons. Lineage: Eukaryota; Viridiplantae; Streptophyta; Magnoliopsida; Fabales; Fabaceae. Bases 1 to 1458 code for a protein of 485 amino acids. Gene Ontology annotation, cellular component: plasma membrane. Gene Ontology annotation, biological process: ammonium transmembrane transport.
AUGAAUUUUAGUUCUCUAGAGAAUGCUUUCUCUUUACCAAAGUCACUUUUGCCAAAUGAAGCAUCACCCGAGUGGAACAACAAGGCAGAUAAUGCAUGGCAACUAACUGCAGCAACAUUAGUGGGCCUUCAAAGUGUUCCCGGGCUUGUUGUACUUUAUGGUAGCAUGGUUAAAAGAAAAUGGGCCGUGAAUUCUGCUUUCAUGGCCCUCUAUGCUUUUGCUGCUGUACUUGUUUGUUGGGUCAUGUGGGCCCAUAGAAUGGCAUUUGGGACCAAGCUUAUGCCAUUUGUGGGAAAGCCCAAUCAUGCUUUGGCUGAUGGGUUUUUACUUGCUAAGUCAAUACAUGGUUCUUUUCCAAUGGCUGACUUUGUACUAUAUCAAUUUGCUUUUGCUGCAAUUACUGUCGUGUUGCUUGCUGGGUCUUUGCUUGGGAGAAUGAAUUUCCAUGCAUGGAUGCUGUUUGUGCCUAUGUGGCUUACACUUUCUUACACCAUUGGUGCCUUCAGUAUAUGGGGCAAUGGCUUCCUUCAACCAAAAAUAAUUGAUUAUGCUGGUGGCUUUGUCAUUCAUCUAUCUUCUGGCGUCGCAGGUUUCACGGCUGCUUAUUGGGUUGGUCCAAGAAUUUCGCAUGACAGGCAAAACUUCCCACCAAAUAAUAUAAUUCACAUGCUUGGAGGUGCAGGGUUUCUAUGGAUGGGUUGGACAGGUUUUAAUGGUGGGGCUCCAUUUCAAGUGGGAGAGACUGCAUCCUUGGCAAUCUUCAACACUCAUCUAUGCACUGCCACAAGCCUACUUGUUUGGCUUUCCCUUGACAUGAUUGUAUAUCACAAGAGCUCAGUCAUAGGUGCUGUCCAGGGAAUGAUCACUGGCCUUGUUUGCAUCACACCAGGUGCAGGGUUGGUGGAUUCAUGGGCAGCAGUAUUGAUGGGAGCUUCGUCUGGUUCUAUUCCAUGGUACACCAUGAUGGUGUUGCAUAGGAGAUCAACGUUUUUUCAAAGCGUGGAUGAUACAUUAGGAGUUUUUCACACUCAUGCUGUGGCUGGUAUUCUUGGGGGUCUCCUUUCUGGUGUGUUUGCCAAACCCAAACUUUUGAGGAUGAUGUAUGGCCCUGGAAUGCCUUAUGGUCCUGGUUUAUUCUAUAGCUUUUUUGAAGACAAAUUGGGUCAAGGGUUCAAGCAAAUAUGGUACCAGUUACUAGGAGCAGCUUUUGUUACUGUUUGGAAUGCCAUUGUUACUAGCAUCAUCUGUAUUCUUAUAAGCCGCAUUGUUGAUCUUAGGAUGCAGGAAGAGGAUCUUGAAGUUGGUGAUGAUGCUGUUCAUGGGGAAGAAGCUUAUGCAUUGUGGGGAGAUGGAGAGAGAAUGCGAUUCCCUAUUCGUCUUCACAUAAGUCCUACAAUUCCUUCCAUAUGCCGGCGAAGGACUUCGAUUCCUGUCACUAUAAAUGAAAUGGAAGAAUAG